Molecule: messenger RNA, 2388 nt
Organism: Bactrocera neohumeralis
Lineage: Eukaryota; Metazoa; Arthropoda; Insecta; Diptera; Tephritidae
Exons: 2
Coding region: 1262-2233 (323 amino acids)
Source: RefSeq, a predicted model, not a curated record
AGCCCAUACACGAGCACACAAGUGCGUUCGAUCGGUAUGAAUUCGUUUGUCCAUACACGACACACAAAUCCAUUUUGCGUCCGUUCUUCACAGAGUUAACAUGUGCGACAGGCAAGCGGAACAUUUCUUGGAAUUUAUUUCUAAUGUAGCAUUUUUAUCUAUUUCAUGGAAUUUCGUUAAUAAGUUAUUCCAACUUUUAUUUUUCUUACACUAUGUAUGUAUAUAUAUGAGCGCUUAGGCAAAAAGCGAAAACUUUGAAGCUGGAUUUCUCGGUUUUUCAUUUUUACGAUUAUUCUUAAUUGGCGGGCAGGAUAGGAAAAAAACUAAACGUCGUAUGGAAUUAGGGCAAAGUUUAUUAUCAUUGAAAUAAAAUUAUCUUAUAUUUAAACUGAAAAAUAUAUUAAGAAAAGUCAAGUUUUAACAUAUUUUUAAACAGCAUAAAGUAAAAUUCUUUUGAUCAAAAGCCAUUAUUUAUUCAAUUUUUAAUAAAAUUUUAAAUUUUACACUUUUUUUUGGAAUUGUCUUAGUUUAACUAGAAGAUAAAUUAAUAAAAAAUAUGAAUCUCUUUGAAUUUUUUGUUUCCGAUGAAAUUGCGACCUGCAUCCUGCCCGCCGUCCGAAAAAUGUACAUGCGAGAUGCAUCGGGUAAUUGCUUCCCAAAGGCAGAAUAUCAAAGAUUUCGUAUCCAAAAAAUUUGUGAAAGAUGUUCAAAUAUAUAACUAUAAAGCCUAGAAAUUUCGCUUGAAUCAAUUAUUUCUUUCCCUCCCAAAAAAAUCCUCAAAAAAAUCGAUUUUUUGAAGCCUGGAAAGCAGGCUCUCCCCUUAACACUUGCCAUUGUCCGCGAUCUUCACUGUUCGGCGACACGAGAGAAAUGAGAUUUUGUGCGCCGACAACGCCAUACACGAUAAACAUGUUCGCGCACCGAUCGUAAAAAAUCAAACAUUUUCGCGAACAUGGAUCGGUACGCGAACAAGCCCAUACACGAUAAACCGCAAGCGCACACAUACCGAUCGAACGCACUUGUGUGCUGGUGUAUGGGCGCUUUAAAGCGGCCUUUACACGGUCACAUAUGUGUGACAACAUGUGUGACAUCACACCAAGUUGGACCGUGUAUAGGGGAAAAAAACAUGCUUGUCACACAUGUUGGAAGUUUUUAAACUUGUUUAAUUUUUCUGCUGGUGUGUCACACAAAUUUGAUCGUGUAAAGGGCUGCUUGAUGCGCGCAGUGUAUUUUUUCAGUCGAAAAAAGACAGUGAACAGAAAUGGUGUCGCGCAUGAACGAACAAUUUUGGAAAGAGUUCUUUGAACUCUAUAGAAGUUUUCCAGAGCUGUGGCAAGUAAAAAGCGACUGCUACAAAAAUAAAAACAAAAAGAAUGCAGCUUAUGAAGUUCUUCUGACAAAACUAAGAGAAAUUGAUAGUAACGCUAGUUUAGACAAUUUAAAGUGUAAAAUUAAUUCAUUACGGACAUCUUACCGCCGCGAAUUUAAAAAGAAAAAGCGAAGCGAAAAAUCUGGCGCUGGUGUGGAGGACAUAUACGUACCUACGUUGUGGUACUUUGAUGACCUCUCUUUUUUAGAGGACCAGGAGGUGCAAUUAAGCGGCUUCUCUUCAAUCGAAAUUGAGGAAAAUGAAGGAGAUAUUGUUGAAGAAAAUCGACCACCUUCUGCAAAGAAAUAUAAAAAAGAUUAUAGCCGAAAAGAAAGGAGUGAGUUGCUAGCUAAGGCAGUUGAAGUUCUUGAUAAUUCAAACCAACAGAAGGACGAUGCAAGCACACUUAGCUCAACGUGGGAAUUGCUUUUCAGAAAACUUUCUUCCACACAACAACUCUUUGCCAACAAAGGAAUAAUGGAAGUUUUAUAUCAAGGAGCAUUGGAACGCUUGGAUGAAAACUCCUACAAAUUAUUCGAAAAGAAAACGACACAGCAUAGCUUUCCACCACGAUCAUCUUCAACACCAUUUUUUUCGAGCGAUACUUCAUCUGCAGCUUCACAAUAUUUUGUUUCCACACCGCUGCAAAGUCCUGAGCUUAUAUCACUUCAAUCCCAUGCGCACCAACUCCAGCCAUCCAGAGCAGUCAUCACUCUACAACAGUCAAGUCAUCACUCUGGACCACAACAACCUCAGUUUAUACCUGCAAUCAGCAUAAAUUCGCAUGCGAAUGGAAACAACCUUGACGCGACCACAAAAUAUAGCAAUUUUAAUGAAUUAUUCACCGAUUCAGAUUAUACUUAACUUUUUUGAAAUGUAAUUAUUUUAAGUAUAGUUUAUAAGCACUCAUAUUCCUCCCUUUAUGGCUUUAGUCUUUUACAUUUUGAAAAAUGUCUUAUGUUUUUUGUUGAAUAAUACAUACAGAAAUAAAAUCCUUGAGUACUUUUACUAUUGAUUCA